AUGCUGGAUAAACUUUCGAGCCUCAGUGGCCAGAUCCCCCCCUCGCUGCUGCACCGUUUCGAGUCGCUCGGACCGGUCGCGGUCACGGCGGCCGUUUCGAUCUCAGCUGUUGCCCUACUUGCGGUGGUGUACCGCCCGUUCAGGGAGAUGCUCGUCUUUUCGUACAACUGUUUCCUCCAGCCGCUCGGCAAGACCAACAACCAGGCCGAGCGCCUGGACCGCUUCUACCAACACCAGGCUUCGGUCUACGAUGCGACGCGUACCGGUCUUCUUCGUGGCCGCAAGACCAUGCUCAAGCUUUGCGCUGCCGAGAUGCGCCAGCUGCGUGAAAAGGAGCCGCACCGCAAGCUCAUCUGGGUCGACAUUGGCGGCGGCACCGGCUGGAACAUUGAGCAGAUGGACAAGUACUUUCCGGUCGCAGAGUUCGACCAGGUCUUCUUGAUCGAUUUGUGCGAGCCGCUGCUGGAGGUCGCGCGCGAGCGCUUCCAGCGCCUCGGCUUCAAGAACGUCAAGGCGCUCUGCCAGAACGCCAAGGACUUUGAGCUGCCGGGCCUGCCGGACGACAAGAAGGUCGACCUGUUCACCUGCUCCUACUCGAUUUCGAUGAUCCCGCCCUUCUUUGCGGUGCUCGACCGGAUCAACGAGUUCCUCGACACCAAGGUCGGUGUGUUUGGUGUCGCCGACUUUUACGUGUCGAGCGCCGAGUCGACCUCGGACCAGAGCACGCUCGUGGGCGGCUCGGUGAUGCGCAAGUGCCACUGGCUCAACUCGUGGUUCUGGCGCAACUGGUUCUCGCUCGACCACAUCGAGCUGCACCCCGCGCGUCGCGACUACCUCGAGCACAAGUUUGGUACGAUCAAGUGCUUCAACGGCCGCAACCACUUUAUCGUGCCGUACCUGGUGCGCAUCCCCUACUAUAUCUGGCUCGGUGUGUCGCGCGAGCGCGACACCACCAAGGCCGUCCAGGCGUUUGAGGUCGAGGCGGGCAACAAUGUCGCGGUCCCGCCGUCGUUCCCGGAUGUGGCACGUGCGCGCCUCCAAACCGCCAAGGCCGAGCCCUCGACCGAAAAGGUGGCCGAGCUGAAGCAGGACCUCGCAAUCCAGUGGCCCCAGAGCUCCUUCCACUACCAGCAGCGCCAUUGGCGCCUGCCGUUCGUGGACGAUCGCUUCAGCGACAUGUUCCGCACGUGGAUCUACGGCUUCACGUGGGAGGACCCCUACGUGGACAUUGAGCACCUCGAUCUCGGCCCCGAGGACUCGAUUCUGUGCAUUACGAGUGCCGGCGAUAAUGCGCUGCACUACGCGUGCACGUCCAAGCCCCGCCGCAUCCAUGCGGUGGACAUGAACCCUUGCCAGGGUCACCUGCUCGAGCUGAAGCUCGCCGCGAUCGCGACGCUCGACUACGAAACCUUCUGGCAGAUGUUUGGCGACGGCAAGGCCCCCAACUUCCCUCAGCUGCUCGACGAGCGUAUCUCGCCGAACCUGUCUUCGCACGCAUACCAGUUCUGGCGCACGAACAACUCGUCGUUCGAUAAGGCGUUCUACUUCCGUGGUUACUCGGGUCACGCGCUUCGUCUCGCUAAGGCCGCGUUCCAGCUGAUGGGCGUGCGCAAGGACGUGGACAAGAUGUGCACCACCCGUUCCAUUGAGGAGCAAAAGCAGAUCUGGGACACCAAGGUGCGCAAAACGAUCAUCAACGAGACGCUGAUUCGCCUCUUUUUGGCGAACCCCGCGUUCCUCUGGAACGCGCUCGGCGUCCCGAUGAACCAGCUCAACAUCUUCAAAAAGGAGGGCAGUGUGGAGCAGUUUGCCAUCGACACGCUGGACGCGGUCCCGGCGCGCUCCUUGCUCUCGACGGAAAACUACCACUACCGCCUCUGCCUGAUGGGCAACUACACCAAGGAGAGCUGCCCGCUCUACCUCAAGCGGGACGCUUUCGAAAAGCUCAAGGCGAACAACAGCGAGGCGCUCGACUCGUUCCGCCUGCACACCGACUCGAUCGUGUCGGUGUUGCGCGGCAUGCAGGACAGCUCGCUGACGCGCGCCAUCCUCAUGGACCACAUGGACUGGUUCGACCCGAUCCCGGCCUCGGUCGCGCUCCCGAGCCUCGAAAAGGCGCGCGACGAGGAGGACAAGUCCAUCUCGGACCUCGACCGCGAGGUCGUGGAGCUUGCACGCGUCAUUGCCAAGGGCGGCAUCGUGUUCUGGCGCAGCGCUGCGAAGCACCCCUGGUACUCGGAGCGCUUCGAGGCGGCUGGUUUCCGUGUCUCGCCCGUGCACAUCCGCGAGACGAACAAGCCGAUUGACAACGUGAACAUGUACGCCUCCUUCUACCGCGCCGUGCGCCAGUAG
Messenger RNA from Malassezia japonica, 2352 nucleotides. RefSeq lists its product as uncharacterized. Lineage: Eukaryota; Fungi; Basidiomycota; Malasseziomycetes; Malasseziales; Malasseziaceae. Bases 1 to 2352 code for a protein of 783 amino acids. The record is from RefSeq and is a predicted model, not a curated record. The transcript is spliced from 3 exons.